AUAACAGAGUUUCAAUUUUUGAAGUUAGAGAUAUGGGCAGCAAAUGCAAAUCAAUAAAGCACUUACGCGAGCGCUGCCUUGAUCAUUGCUCAGAUAAGCAAUCCCUACAAUGGAGAUCCUACUAUUCUUGGCUUCCGCAGCGACUCAGGAAAAUGGGAUACGUCAAAGUUUAUCCCUCUAGCAAAAUUCCAUCUCAUUCUCUACUGUUUUCAACAUUACAAAAGCAGUCUACUGAGUCAAAGAUUGGAUUUUUGCGAUGGUAUUUGGGCAAGCUGGAGUCUCAUCCACUCAUGACCAAAAGCAUAACAGCCUCACUUAUUUUCGCGGCAGCUGAUUUAACAUGUCAGAGGAUUUCCUUGCCGUCUUCCAGUUCUUUUGACUCAAUAAGAACAUUGCGCAUGGCAUCAUAUGGGAUGCUAAUUUUAGGGCCAUCACAGCAUUUUUGGUUCAAUUACAUGUCAAAAGUUUUCCCAAAGCGCGAUAUAGUAUCAACCUUGAAGAAGCUUUCCUUGGGGCAGGGUGUAUUUGGGCCUUCUAUUACUGCUGUUUUCUUCUCUUAUAAUGCCUCUUUACAAGGUGAAAGUGGUGGUGAGAUUAUCGCAAGAUUGAAACGUGACCUUCUUCCAACAUUAGCAACAGGUCUAUUGUACUGGCCAAUCUGUGAUUUCAUUACAUAUAGAUUUGUACCAGUUCAUCUACAGCCAUUAGUGAACAGUUCAUGUGCAUUCAUUUGGACAAUUUAUCUAACAUACAUGGCAAGCUUAAAAAAAGUGAGCUAUGAUUAGUGGUGGCAUGUCAACUCAAUUCAGGUUAAUAAAUCGUUUUAGUUUACACAGCACCUCUUUCUUCCCUAAAAAGGAACAAGCCUCGAAUACAACAGCGUGCACAGCCUAAAGUACGAACAAGAUUCAGGGCAGUUCUGAAGCUGGAGAGAUAAGUUCUGUUGUAUGAGAGCUACGCGGAAAGCUGGAGAUAUGAAGUGUUGUGAUAAUCGGAGAGAUUGCCAAUUUUUUUUGGACUAAAUUUUCUAUAUGUUUGAUGUAGUAAAAACUUCUUGUCAUGAAAUAGCCCAAGUAUACUCGGUAUGCAUUUAUGGACAGUGUUGAGGAAUUUAUGCACUUUAUUAACGAGUAAGGCUGAAUUCAAACCGAGUCUAUUCAAGUUUGAACUCUAGCUUAGCUCAAACGAGUCCGAAAUGAGCUAAUUUUAUAUAGGUUCGAUCAAACUCGAGCUAUUAGUCAAAAUUUUUAAUAAAAAAUUUUGAUAUAAAACGACAUCGUUUUGACUAAUAUAUAUUAAAACGACGUCGUUUUAAUAACAAAAUAGUUAAAAAUUCGAGUUUGAAAUUAGUUGAACCGAAUUUGAGUCUAAUUCAAAUUAAAUUUUCAUGAGUUCUGCUAUAUACAAACUGAGCUGAACUGGAACUCAAGCUAGCUCGAAUCCAGCCCUAUUAACGAGAAGGGUUAAACAAGAAUUUUAUUUUACUCUGGGCAAGUGAAAUUACGGAAUUAGGUUGUGCGUUCGGCAUCAAAAGCACUUUUUUACCGAAUCAGAAAACAUGUUUUCGUUCGUUGGUGAUGUAAUUAGGUCCACAAGCCCGUCUUCGAAAGCCACGUAGCUCUCUCUUGGCCAAAUAAGGUAAUGACGUGACCGCAGGAGAAUAUUCUUCUCUACUCUACCAUUAUUAUUCCAUUAUUUGGGUGGCGCGUCCAACGCACACGCUUACCUGUUUAUUCUCAAUCUCUAAAAACACGCGCUAAAGCAAAAGUAUGUUGUGUGAGCUCUGCUUUAACACGUGGGCCUUCGACUCUUUAGAAAAAUACUUUAUCACGUGAGACCCACGGAUCAUAAUAUCUUCACAUGGAAAGUAGGAUAUCAAAACCUAACUCCCAAUAUAACCUCUCCACGUGGAUAGACAAAACACAUCCCACCCGCCCGUUUAUUUUGAUAAAUGUCAGUCGCAAUCAAUCUAAGCAUAUUGCUAACGCAUUGGAUCCGGACACGGCCCCAACGGUUUUUCCGACACGUGUCGCAUUUUAAUAGAGGGUCGCGUCACCCCGUGUAUAGCAGCUACCGAUUAAUUCAGAAAAUAGUUAGGCCAAAGAGAGAGAGGGAGAGCGAAGGAGCGAGAAGAUUUGACAGGAAUUCUGUUCAAUCAAUAUUCAAGUGUUCGUUUUUCUCUCGCUCUUUCCCUGAGGCGAAGAAAAGAAAACUUGGUGGAUGGGGAGGUGGUGGCACAACGCUAUGUUUCCCAUACGAAGAGUCUGGCACGGCGUCGCUUUGCGUCUGGGGAUUCGCAAAACGGGGCUACUGAGGCUGCGACGAGAUGUGAGAAGUUGUGAGUACAGGGAUGUGCAAGUGAUGUGGGAAAUGCUAGAGAAACAAGAAUCAAUGCUAACUCGAUCACCUAGAAGAAGCAGAAAGAGAUCCUAUUGGAAUUUCUUUGGUUGGGCUAGAUGUCCAUAAUCUCAUUUACGAAACUUCUUGGAUCAUAAAACUCUCCUUCAUUAGAAAUGGGCUGAUUCAGAAAUCAUUUGUUCAGAAAUAAGAAUCAGAGCUGCGGUUAAUAUGCAAUAGUUGUUUCUCCCCAUCAACCAGUUUGCAUUCAUCAGCUGCCUACCAAGAGGAUGUUAUCCUUUCUCCUUCACUCCAUCUUUUGUUACUUAUGAACAAGUAAUGUUCAUAUAUGUGUUCUUAAUCUUGCUGUUUGUAUGAGUGAUUCUUCCAUGGAUGUUUUGGCUUUUCUGUAUUUUGGGUUUGUUUCUAUGCUUUGAUUGUUAGGAUGUGCAGGGAAUAUUUGUAUAAGUAAUAUUAUUUGUACAAACAAAUUGUACAUACUUAUAUAUAUAAACUAAGGUGUCGUUUGAUUGACUAA
This is a messenger RNA of Mangifera indica (mango), 2875 nucleotides long. RefSeq names its product PXMP2/4 family protein 4-like. The record is from RefSeq and is a predicted model, not a curated record. Gene Ontology annotation, cellular component: cytoplasm; membrane. The transcript has 7 exons. Lineage: Eukaryota; Viridiplantae; Streptophyta; Magnoliopsida; Sapindales; Anacardiaceae. Bases 33 to 785 code for a protein of 250 amino acids.